Messenger RNA from Phytophthora sojae, 204 nucleotides. RefSeq lists its product as hypothetical. The record is from RefSeq and is a predicted model, not a curated record. The transcript has a single exon. The annotation marks the transcript as partial. Lineage: Eukaryota; Oomycota; Peronosporomycetes; Peronosporales; Peronosporaceae.
CUUGUGGACCCAGUGCAGGCACGCUGUCGCACGUCCAAGAAUGAGUUUGUGCCCGAUGUCACCUCUCUGUUCCGCCAACAGCUGAAGAUGGACCUAUCGAUCGAUGAUUGUGACGCUAAGAUCUUCCGCUACUAUGAGGACUUCAAUGGCAUCGUGGAGGACAAUGGACCCCAAGGGCUGACCGGGGCAGGUGAGCCGGAUGAA